Closterium sp. Naga37s-1 is the source of this 924-nucleotide messenger RNA. Lineage: Eukaryota; Viridiplantae; Streptophyta; Zygnematophyceae; Desmidiales; Closteriaceae. The record is from the annotation of a GenBank genome assembly.
AUGUCCCCUUGUUCACCGAUCCACCCUCUGUCCUGCAGUGAAGCUCUGGCGGCGAAAGAUGCUGCGAUUGCCGUGAAGGAGCUCAACAUUGUCGACACCAUCGUGCGCGGGUUUGCCUCCCUUCUAUCCAACAGCAACGUCCAGCACGCGCGGUUCAUGAAUCUACAGCUCACCUUCUGUCAAACCAACCUGGAAGCCCAAGGCAUCUAUGCAGUUCGUUGGUUAUCUCGCGGGGAAGCCGUGUCUCGUCUUCUGGAAGUGCUCUCAGCUGCCAUUGUUUUGAUGAAAGACCAGUCGCCGACGAUGUACGAAGUGGCAACGUCAUUCAAGUUUCACUGGCUUCUGCGGCUCCUGGCGGACGUCCUGUUCGAGCUAAAUCAGCUCAACCUUCGGUUCCAGCAACGCCAGGUGGACGUGACUCUGGUGGCACACCUUGCAGAGCAGACGCGGAUGCGCCUCACCCAACGCUACCUCCGUGUCCCCGAGGGACACACAUUCGGUCAUGGCGACAAGAUGCAUUUGCCUGCCUUCAUUCGUGCACAUGGGAAGUCGGACCCGGACAAGCGGAAGAUGAAGGUGGAAGGGGUCGAUAGCGAUGGGACCCCAUCCUCUCAUGAGUUCGUGCUCCACGAGCGACCACUGGCCGAUGAAGACCCUGACGGUGAAGCGACGGCAGGUGACGCGACAGCAUGCUACGAGCUGUCGACCAAGUUUGUGCGGGAGGUUGUCAAGCAGCUUGAGAAGCGCCUAAGAGAUCUGUCUCACCUCGAUGGCUCGAAGCUGUUCCUGUCAUCGAAGUACCUACAAGAUGAUGACAAGCGUGUCGCGGCGUUCAAGCGCUGGCUGAAGCAGCUCCAUGUGCUCUACCGCGAGUCCUUGCCAUGUUUGUGCGCUGUUGAUUAUGACAAAUCUGUGCACACAUGA